AUGAAAGAAGAUGUAGAUGGGAAGAUUGAGGAAGAUGCGCAACGAAUAUGGAACGAAUCUCGAUUCGAUCCGCGCAAAGUUGGGGAGGAGCAAGCACGCCAAAAUACCUCGCAGUACCUCGAAGAAAACGAAUUCCACUUCCGCGAUGCGAAAGCUAAUAUCGAGAUGUUUCUCAAAGGAAGGUUUCCUUGUGGUAUUCGGGCUUGCGACAAGAUCAAGCACCUCCGCGUCUACAUCCGUUGUGAAGAAUUCCUGAACUGGGCGGGCUGGGACGAAGAGGAUGAGGAUUGUGGAGAUGCCGGAGCGCAAGAAACUGAUGAGGAUUUUCCAUGGGAAGAGCGCGAGAACAAUGUCUAUGACGACAAGGUCUAUCGCGUGGCCAAAGCCUUUUCGAGGAUACCCUUCCCUUCGCGACCACACAUCACCAUGGUAAUAGUGACUCCGUUUGGCCUCUACGGCGCCGAGGGUGUCGAGGAAGAGCGGGUCUUAUUCAACUUCAUCGAAGCGACACUCGAGACCUAUCAUGACCUCAAGAGUACUGGUGCGACAGUGACAGUCAGCACGAUAGAAGCCGACGACGCCGAGGAAGAGCAUGCAUCGACGGCCUCCGCGCUAGACUUUGAAAUCACAUGGCUGUAUGAGCUAGAAGAGCAAAAGUUUAAAGAAAGAUGGAAUGCGCGGGAGUAUCCCCGCUACGCUUAUCCCAAGGAACCAGCACCACCCCACUAUGCUACGUUACUAGCUCGCUCUCAUGAGCUUCAUGACCAGCGGUUAAGGGAGGGAGAAGACGAACUGCAGAGAAGAGUCGCAAUAUGGAGAAACACAGCGCCUGGCGACAUGGACAAAGAACGUCGGCAUCUCAACAAAAUGGCUGGAACGGUCGGCACCGCUCUCUAG
Alternaria conjuncta is the source of this 897-nucleotide messenger RNA. RefSeq lists its product as uncharacterized. The transcript is spliced from 2 exons. The record is from RefSeq and is a predicted model, not a curated record. The coding region runs from base 1 to 897 and encodes 298 amino acids. Lineage: Eukaryota; Fungi; Ascomycota; Dothideomycetes; Pleosporales; Pleosporaceae.